AUGGGGACAGAAUUGAAAAAGGCCUUUAGUUGGGAGAUAGACAACUUCUCUGAAAGGACGGAUAUGAUCAAGUCGGAUCCCUUCUCAAGCGGCGGCUGCAACUGGUGUCUUAAGGUUCAUCCCAAGGGAUACAUUGGUCAAGAUGGCUUGAUUCUGUUCCUGGGAGUGGGAGAUGUGCAUCCUGAAUCACUGAGACGUGGAUGGAAAAGGAGAGUCAGGUUUUGCUUCGUUUUCCUGGAUCAAUCCGGCCAAGAGCUCUACAGAACACCUCGCGAAGACAGCUCUAGAUUGUUCUGCCAUGAGGUCCCAGGCUGUGGUCGCAUAAUAAAAUUUACUCUUAACGAGCUUCAAGAAAAAGGGUUUUUGGAGAACAACCAACUAAGAGUUGAGAUCUACAUGAACGUGCUUGAAGUUGUUCAUCAAGUAGAAUCAACCGUGAAUGAUAUGGUAGAUUUUCACGGUGUCCAGAUCCCUGCUUCUCAAUUUGGUCCAGUGGACAAGACAUUCAAAGAGCUCCCAGACUUUGGUUUAGAUCUCGAACUAAAGCGUAAAGGGUCUCAAAGAGGAUACAUGAAGCAACUCAUCUGCCUCAUCCAGACGCUAAUCAUCAAGCCUCCACAUAGCUUGUCUCUGCUUGAACUAAGCAAUGCUCAAAGCGACUUAUCUGUUCUGACGGAAGCAGGCUUCAAGCUCGACUGGUUAAGGUCAAAGCUGGAGGAGGCUUCCUUGGCGAGAGAGAAAGCACGGGUCCAGCAACUCGAGGAACGGGUCAAGAAUGUGGAAUUGGAUCUGUCGGAUCUCAAAGUUGAACUGGAGAAGGAGAAGAUCAAAUCUGCUGCUAUAGUUUCUUCGUUUGAGUUCAUAGAUUUUCUAAUAAAGAGAGUCUUUCUCUGCUGCUUCUCAAUUUCAAAGCACUAA
Molecule: messenger RNA, 918 nt
Organism: Microthlaspi erraticum
Lineage: Eukaryota; Viridiplantae; Streptophyta; Magnoliopsida; Brassicales; Brassicaceae
Source: the annotation of a GenBank genome assembly